UAUGCAUAUUGAUUAUAGCAUGUUUGUAGCUCAAUCAAUCACUAUGCCGACUAUGCUGAGCGAUGUUAUAUCGGUUUAGUUUCUUUGUCAGAACUGGCAUGACACCAUAACUGCAGUAUUCUAAGAGCAGUCGUGAUGAAAAGUACAUCCAUAAAAGAAGCUAGCAACUAAUUUGAACAAUUUUGUGAAGAAAGCAUUUUAUUAACAUGAGAUCAGAUAUCAUGAAGUUUUCUUUUACAAUCAUCAUUUUUGUCUCAUGGUCCACGCUAACAACAGCCAAUGAUAUUCAAAUCUCUUUGGAAUUUCCUAACUAUGUGAAUGAGUUCGGACAUCUGUGUAAAAAUGAAAUAAUUUCCUUCAAUUUUACUGAUGCAAAGAUAAUCUCUAUUGGUCGGAAUUUUAUCAGUAGUCCGUGGAUUACUUGCCUCAAUUUCACGAACACUCACCUCCAGAGUAUCGAGAAGGGCGCCUUCAACAACCUGCCUAAUUUGACUCAAUUAAUUCUUUCUAACAACGAAAUCUACUGGGAAAAACUCUUCGACUUUGGAGGUCACAAAAACUUAAAGAUCCUUAUUCUGAAUAAUGCAAUAUCAUCUAAUAACUAUUACGGCCAUUCGUCAGACAUUUCCGAAGACUAUCCUAAUUUAGAAAUCUUGUCUGUUCGUAGAAAUUAUAUCUAUGACUUGCGAACUUCUAUAAACGAAACUCCAUUUCCAAAACUAAAGAUUCUAGAUCUUUCCGGCAACAACAUAAAAAGUACCAAUUUUGUAAAAUUGCUGCCAAAUAGUUUAUACUUUCUUGACCUCCACGAUAAUGGGCUCACUUCUUUGGUUUUUAAUAGAAAACAAGUGAACUUAUUGGCAUUAAAUUUGGAUAAUAAUAUUCUGAAAUAUAUGAAGAAGUAUAAUAAUGAUUCACGUGAUCAUUCGGAUGGUUUAUAUUAUAAUCGACGUUAUAACAUGUAUGAUGAAUCUGGUCAGGAUAUUUAUUCACAUAGUCUAGUGAUGGCUGGCCUGGAAAAUCUACAUUAUCUUUCCAUUUGCGGAAACAACAUUGGUUUUAUUGAACCGAACACUUUCGAGGACAUUAACAAGUUAGUCUAUUUGAACUUAUCCACAAAUAAAAUAACUUACUUAUAUUCGGAGACAUUUAAAAAAUUGCAAUCUUUGAGAACGCUCGAUUUAAAUUUCAACAAGCUCGAGGAUGUCCCACAGAUUUCAAAUGAAACAGUAAUCAGUAUUUUGUCUCUUAAUUGUAACAAUCCUAAAAAUAUAAUUUCGAACGCUUUCAUACAAAUGCCGAAAUUGACGAAAUUGUUAUUAAGAGGGAAUCAGAUCGAGGAGAUUAAUGUUAAAGCAUUCGCUCACCUUUCGCUUUUAGAAAUAUUAGAUCUGUCAAAGAACAAAUUGAGUUUUCUACCGGAAGGAUUCAGUGAAUCUUUAACAUCUUUAAAAUAUUUGAAUGUGGAAAAUAAUCAAUUUACUUCGUUAGAAUCUUUAUCUUUGACAAGUGUAUCAUCAUCAAUGGAGGUGUAUGUGGCGAUGAAUCCACUUAAAUAUUUAAAUGUUAACUACUUAAAGAGUUUGCCGCAGAAUCUUACCGUGAAUUUGGUGCAGACAUCAAAUUUUGCACACUGGAAUUUUGAUAGAUGCUGAGGAUCAUAAAGCAACAUAUUAUUAAUGUUAAAGCAUUUGCUCAGCUUUUUUAGAAAUAUUAGAUCUGUCGAAGAACGAAUUAAGUUUUUUACCGGAAAGAUAUUGAAUAAAUCUUUUUUUUAAAUAUUUGAAUUUGAAAAAUAAUCUCGGUUUACUUGGCUAGAAUCUUUAAUUAUCUCUGAUAAAUAUGUCAGUAUUAAUGGAGAUGUAUCUAGCGAUGAAUCCACUGGAAUAUUUAAAUGUUAACUAUUUUUUACUCAAAAGCUUGCCGCGCAGAACCUUAUUUGAAUUUGGUGCAAUUAAGGAUCAAGUUUUGCACAUUUGGAAUUCCGAUAGAUGCAAGGCGAAAUACUUUAAUUAUUACAAUGUAAUAAAUAUGUCAUUUUUUGUAAAUUCAACAUUUUUACAUAAAACUUUUUUUAUAAAAAGGCUUACAAAAAUCCGGCGUCUCUAUAAAAAGAUGAAAUUUUUUUUGAAAAUAGGUUGAAGAGGCUGUGACAGAUAUACAAAAAUAUGUUUCUAUGUUUGAAAUAAGAGAAUUGUAAUAAUAAAUUUUCCACAUUCUGUAGCAUCGAAAAUUGAAUAUAU
Molecule: messenger RNA, 2243 nt
Organism: Formica exsecta
Lineage: Eukaryota; Metazoa; Arthropoda; Insecta; Hymenoptera; Formicidae
Product: podocan-like
Exons: 2
Coding region: 207-1655 (482 amino acids)
Molecular function (GO): protein binding
Source: RefSeq, a predicted model, not a curated record